AGGACAUAAGUUGACCACUUAAAAAUGUGAUUAUUACAAGAACUACACUUGAAGAUCUUAUACAAAUUCAACGUUUGAAAUCUUUAGGGUUUAAGUAUCCAGCAUCCCAAGACGAGAACUGCCUCGGUGUGAACCAUCAUCAUGUAAGAAACACUUAUGUUCAUAUAGUCGGAGAACACAUUGGCUUACUAGAUGAGUGGUGAUUCUGUUGCGGAUAGUACAGUCAAUCAGGCGAAGCAGAGUAUCCGCAGAUCUGAAAGUAUUACGAUGGAGCGGAUUGUUUCGUUCACCCUAGAGGAAGUGCCGGAGAGCAUUGCCAAGCUAGAAGACAAACUCUUCUCCUAUCUUUUGGACCUUGAAGGGCUUGCAUCUGGGAGACAGAGGCAGACCAUGAGCGGAGAGGUUGGAUUUGGGGUUCUCAAAGCAAUUGAUGACCAAACUAUCCAAGACAGAUUGCACUGGUAGAAAAGGUGAUCAAGGCUUUCAGGAGAGGUGUUACAGAGCAUGCAAACUGGAUCUGUGUGAAGGCCCCAGCCAAGUAUACGGUCUCGAGUAGGACACUGGUUCAGAACUAGUAACCAAGUAAGGAAACUAUGCUUAGGAAUACCUCUGUAUAUCCACACCGCAGCACGCCAAGGAACAAGAGGAGAGUCCUCAAGGAAGAGAUGAUAAACAAGCCCAGUAGAGUAACGAUUGUGGAUUUUGCCUUGCACUUCCCAUCCAAAAUAGUCAGCAUUAUCUGAGAAAGAUAAAGUAGUUAGAAAGAUGUGUAGGGAGACCUGCUGAUCGGUUCUCGGAUGAGGUAUUGCCCAAAGUCCCUACUCAUGGAGUUGAAAUAGAGUGGCAUCUUUCCUUAUUCCCAGUCUCUAGUCCCUUAGGAAAUUCGAUAGCCUGUCAAAAGGAGACCAAUUAUCUGACAAAAUCUGCAGGUUUGACCAUUACCCACUCGCAAUUUUAUCCAAUGAAAAGCAUCCUCUCUGAUUUUUAGCAGCUUGUUUGCCAGCCAAGUAUAGGUUGGCCGCUGUUUCAUAAUCCAGAAGUUGUUGAGAGAGCCAUGCAAGAAAAGAAGUUUGAACCAUGCCACCCAUGUUUUGUGAAGACUUGGUGUCAUGGUGCAACCGUAUAGAGUAAAUACUUUGAAAGCUAGUGAUCACAACCACGGAUGGACCGAGAAUACCAUCUUUUUAAGGAUAAUCAUAAUAAGAACUUUUCGAGAAUAUAAUAUUUAUUUAUUCUACAAUAUCUUUAAAAGAAUUUCUAAAAUAAUAAUGAUAAACUUUUUCA
Messenger RNA from Arabidopsis thaliana (thale cress), 1284 nucleotides. RefSeq lists its product as uncharacterized. The coding region runs from base 193 to 465 and encodes 90 amino acids. The transcript has 3 exons. The record is from RefSeq and is marked reviewed. Lineage: Eukaryota; Viridiplantae; Streptophyta; Magnoliopsida; Brassicales; Brassicaceae.